AUGCUUAAGUGUUACAAAGUAGUUCCAAAAGACACUAAAGCAGAUUUAAGACGUUGCUUGAAGGAGAAAAGUAUUUUUAAAGUUGACUAUAAAGAUAAUGUAAGCUAUAGAAACGCUGCUAAGUGGCGAAAAAAGUCAAAUACAAACAACAGAGACACUAUGUCUUCAUCAGUUGCAACCAGUGAAAGAAGAAUAAUAACAUCAGCAAUAGCAACUCUAAUUUAUCAAGAUCAAAGUUACUUGGAAAAUGGUAUUGCAUUUGAUGAUCUUGUUUCUGCAGCUGCUUCACAAGGCUCCAAGUUUUCUAAAAAACAACUUGAAACAAUAGUUAAUAAAGAAUUAUCAUCUGGAAGUUUAGUUAAACUGCAAAAUGGUAAUUUAGCUCUAGGUCCAGCAGACCAUGAUGGUGAUAGCUCAGAUAGCUUUAAAUUUGAAUAUCACACAGAUUUUAACACAAAGAUGACAUCAUCUGCUAACUCUUCAUGCAGAUCUUCUCCUCAAAGAAUGAGGGGAAGGCCUAAGAAACGUGGUGGUAUUUCAAGUAAUGGAGCAAGCAGUAGUGCAUCUCGCAAUGCUGGUGUGCGUGUCGGCGAGCGGCGUAAAAUGGCCAAAAAAGUAUUUGAUCCGUCUGAUAAUAAUGUACCUAGUAAGAGAAAGAGGGGUAGACCAGUUGGUUCACUAAAUAAAAGUACUAUCAAGAAAAGACUAAUGAUAGCGGGCCACCAUAAGUCAGAUGCUGAAGGCACUCCACUAUCUGAAAGUCAACUAUCCUUGGAUGGAAGUGGUGAUGAAUUAGAACAAGAUGAACCAAUCUCACAUGAGACUUCAGGAGGUGUUUGUUCUGUGUGCCUAGUGCAAAAACCUCGUGGAUCUAAUGACAGACUGGUUGAGUGCCGUGAUUGUAACAACAAAGCUCAUUUAAGUUGCCUUCAAUCAGGUUCUGGUAUUUUAAAACCUAGACCUGAUAACACCUGGCAAUGUCCACAUUGUAAAACAUGUGUGGUUUGCUGUGAGACCAAUGAUGCUGGUAUUCUGACUGUAUGCAGUAUUUGCUCCGAUGCCUACCAUGCAUUAUGUCAUUCACCACGCAUUCCAGAGCGAUUAAAAGCUUGGGAUCAGUGGGAAUGCAACAACUGUUUGGAAUCUCGGCCAACAGUUGUGGGUUCACCUGCUAUAAUACGUAGAAGUGUGGAUUAUGCAGCUCAAAAUUCGCCGCCAAUAGAUCCAUUUUUAAAACCGCAUGAACUCGAUAGAGCACCAUCAAAACUUGACGAUGACAUGCCUAUAGAUCUUAGUAUUCCAGACAUUACAAAUUGGACAACUGAUGAUGUAUUUGAGUAUUUUACUAAGUAUUUACCAGAAGCUGCUCCAAUUCUUAAAGAACAGGAGUUUGACGGCCAAGCAUUAAGUAUGGCGCGACGUGCCGAUAUCGUCAGAGGCCUGGGACUCCCCCUGGGACCUGCACUAGCUUUGUAUCGUAUCAUAGUAAAAUUACAAACCAGGAAAGAUGACUGGACUAUGUGCUGGGGCUAA
Messenger RNA from Arctia plantaginis, 1533 nucleotides. NCBI's taxonomy places the organism in Eukaryota, Metazoa, Arthropoda, Insecta, Lepidoptera, Erebidae. The record is from the annotation of a GenBank genome assembly.